Messenger RNA from Ceutorhynchus assimilis (cabbage seed weevil), 309 nucleotides. Lineage: Eukaryota; Metazoa; Arthropoda; Insecta; Coleoptera; Curculionidae. The record is from the annotation of a GenBank genome assembly.
AUGCAUAGGCUGUAUUUGGAGAAGUAUGAAAAUGAAGUUUUCCAGGCACUCCAGAGGGGGGAAGACGCUAAACCAAAAGUUACGUACGACUUCUACAAUCGCAGUUUUGUAUUGAACCAGAACAUUAGUUUUGGAUCGCCAAGGUCAGACACAUGUCACACCUGCGACAGACUACAAAAUCUUAUGCUUGCCGAGCUAGAUCCUGAGAGUAAAAAAGCCCUUCAGACUGAAAAAGAACUCCAUAUUCGUAAAUCCGAAAUGUUUUACAGAAAAUUAAAAGAAGUCACGGCUCUCAGUAAAGAAGAUUAG